AUGGAAGGAGGUAUAUCGCUUAUGUUCGGAAAGAUGCAUCAAAACAAAAAACACAGAAUUGAAAGAUAGCUGACCAAACCAUAUAUGCAGUUGAGAAGAUUUUGGCGUAGGUCAGAUGAACUCUCUGUAAAAUGAAACUUUGCUUAUGAUUUGGACUACAGAAUGCUACAGAAUUGAAUGUCCUUUUUGUAAGAGAGAUUACGUAACCCGUAUAAAUGCUGUUGACUCUAUACUUAUUUGUUUUCGGAAUUGGUAGUUGAAGGUGCAAUAUGUGACUACUUUGGUAGCCUCCGAAGAUCAAUCAAGAAUGAUACCUGCUGAAAGCUUGCUGUUAAUCAUCUUAUAUAUUUCGUUAUUUUGUGAUAUAUAUGAUAUAAUAUGUUAUGUUAUUAGGAAAUUAAAUAAUGCGGACGAACCCCUUUCAAUAAAGCCAAAAUAUUCAAGAGAUCAUUAUCAUGAUAUUGUACGACAACACAGAAUUUCUGAAAGUCGUGACGAGUUUAAAGAUACUACGGGGUCCACAGAAAGACAUGAAAUUCAAAACAAACUUUCCGAAGCUGUUAAAAUGUUCCAGAACAAGAAAUAUCUCCCAUCAAGUGAGAGCAAUAGGAGUGACAAUAAUUGGGAAUCGAUGAACUUUCCAGGUCGAAAAGUCAGUCGUGUUUAUACCUCCAAAGCAACCAGUUUUCUUUUAUCACAAGCAUUGCUAGACAGUACUCAACCAUUGAUGGGCAAGAGUCAGGAUAUAGUUGUAGGAUUACCCUCCAGAAAGGUGUCAGAAGACAAUUGGGAAGCCAAGAGAGUUCGUUCGCGCAAAAUCAGUCGCGUUCUUAAAGCUCCCGAUACCACAAGUUUGCUUUAUGCCAAGACCCUAGAAGGAGACUCGAGACUGAAAUCUGUGCCAACAUUUGAAGAACCCGAAUCUCCUGAAAUAUAAAAUUCGGAAGAAAGUGGUGUAUCGACUCCUUAGAUAGAAAAGGUGUCGUGUUUUUAGACUUGAAUGGUAUGCCUUAUUCAAGAACUUACUUCACCGAAAUAUUAUUUUUGUAUGAGAAUUGUGAGAAUUUAUAAGUUAAUAAAGCCCAUAACAUUG
Messenger RNA from Lottia gigantea (owl limpet), 1093 nucleotides. RefSeq lists its product as hypothetical. Lineage: Eukaryota; Metazoa; Mollusca; Gastropoda; Lottiidae. The transcript has 3 exons. The record is from RefSeq and is a predicted model, not a curated record. The coding region runs from base 308 to 937 and encodes 209 amino acids.